Messenger RNA from Periconia digitata, 1211 nucleotides. Lineage: Eukaryota; Fungi; Ascomycota; Dothideomycetes; Pleosporales; Periconiaceae. The record is from the annotation of a GenBank genome assembly.
GCCACAGCUCUCAACAACCGAUUCCGGACAUCCAACCUCAUUCUUCUUCAUAUUUUGCUGUUUUGCGAUUCUUUCGAUCCUACUCAUCGAAGCGCAGCGGAAUAUCGGCUUGUUUCUAGUUUUCCCGUCACAGCUGUUCAUCACCGUCACCAUGCUUGUUACAAUGGUCGUCGAUGCCUUGAUUGUAGGUGCAGGCCCUGCCGGUCUAUCGGCUGCUCUGGGAUUGUCCAGGCAGCGUCGGACUGCUGUACUCUUCGAUUCCAAAGUGUAUCGCAAUGCGAUCACUCCACAUAUGCACAACUUCCCAACCUGGGACCACCAAGCACCAUCCGACUUCCGCGCAAAAGCACUGGACGAAUUGAUUCGUGGUCGCUAUAGCACAACCGAAUACGUUCAGCAACGCGUCGAGUCUGUCGAACAGAAUGAGUCUGGAUUGUUCGUUGCCAUUGAUUCCACUGGAAAGGAGUGGCAUGGCAGAAAGCUUUUGAUUGCAUCUGGAGUUACCGACAUCAUGCCUGAUAUUCCGGGUUUCAAGGAAACGUGGUUGAAUAUGAACAUAUACCACUGCCUCUUCUGCCAUGGUUUCGAAGACUCUGGCACCGACUCAGCUGGCGUCAUCGCAGUGGACAACAUGGUGCCCCCCAUGGCGGCUCACUUCGCCAAGAUGAGCAGGCCGUUCGCACGGAAAGUGAUUCUGUACACAAACGGCUCCAAGGAAGUCGCAGAAGCGCUGGCACCAAUGGUUCAGGAAUACUCCGAUAUCACCAUCGAUUCGCGCACUAUCAAACGACUAGUUCCGGGUUUGAACGGGGCUCAUCCAGCAAUAGAACUCGACACCGGUUCAACAUGCGAGUUGAUUGAGCACGGAUUCUUUGCGCAUCAGCCAAGAGCAACUGUAAACAUCGACUAUGCGCGCAAAUUGAACUUGAAGUUGUCUGAGACCGGCACCGCAGUUGCGACCAGCGUUCCAUUUCAUGAAACAAAUGUUCGUGGCUGUUUUGCUGCAGGAGAUAUCAGUACAAUGUUCCGAGCUGUCGCUGGAGCCGUAUCAGCAGGAGCGGCCUGCUCCGGAGGCAUCGUCAGCCAACUUUAACCUCAUGUACGAGGCGGUUUCAUGGAGACAAGUUCAUCUGAUGAGUGAUGAAUUUCUUCCCUCGAAGAUCAUGGCACAAAACUAUGUAUUACCGGUUCUCUGUUCACAUUCCUAUGUG